Amblyraja radiata (thorny skate) is the source of this 5506-nucleotide messenger RNA. Its product is annotated as KLF transcription factor 12. Bases 218 to 1384 code for a protein of 388 amino acids. NCBI's taxonomy places the organism in Eukaryota, Metazoa, Chordata, Chondrichthyes, Rajiformes, Rajidae. Gene Ontology annotation, biological process: regulation of transcription by RNA polymerase II. Gene Ontology annotation, molecular function: RNA polymerase II cis-regulatory region sequence-specific DNA binding; DNA-binding transcription factor activity, RNA polymerase II-specific. The transcript is spliced from 8 exons. The record is from RefSeq and is a predicted model, not a curated record.
GUGACUCCGGUAAGUCAUUUGCAAGUACAACAGUCUUCUGUGCGCCCCCAUUCAUUUCCUGCAGGCAGCAGCUGAGAGAGAAGAGACUGUAUAAGGGAAGGAAAUAUUUCUCCUCUGCAGCCUUUUACCAGGUGCUGCUUGGUCUGCUGAGCAUUUGACAGUGAGAACUAUCACAGAUUCAGCCAGAUUCUGAUGGUCGGACGCCUUUGAAAACAUAAUGUUAAUGCUCGACGGGAUGCCGGCAGGAAGAGUCAAGCCUGAGAUCCUAGACUCCAAGAGGGGGUCUCCGCAAGCCCCUAACUUUUCAGAUAUGGAAGCUGUACCUAUUUUGCUUAACAAUGUGAAAGCUGGGCCUCCAGAGGUCUUGCUAUCCACUGAUCAAUAUCAAACACAAACUGAGCCAGUGGACUUGUCCAUUAACAAAGCCCGGACAUCACCAACAGCUGUAUCAUCGUCACGUUCCUCUCCCAGCUCAGUGACAAUAACCUCAAUCCCUACAAUAUCCUCUUGUGCUCCUCGAUUGACUUCAUCCCCAACUGUGAUAACCUCAGUGACUUCAUCGACAGGCAUGUCUACAGUAUUAGCGCCGGGCUCCGUUGUGACAUCUUCGCCAGGUGUCGGGGGCCAACAGUACUUGCACAUAAUCCACCCGAUGCCACCUUCAAAUGCAAUGAACUUUCCGUCCAACAAACUGCACCGCAUUCCAGUGGUUGUACAAUCUGUUCCUGUGGUAUACACAGCCAUGAGGUCGCAGAGGAAUUCGACCAUCGUACUCCCAAUGCUGGAGGACGGGCGGACUCAAAUGAAAGUGGAUGCUCAGCAGUGCAUCAUGAAAAAGCCCUUCAGUCUACAGCCACACAGUAUUGUUCCACACAACCAUACCUGGCACCAUACUGUCAUUGAGAGAGAGAUAGCACAACUGAGGAGCCUAUCACCUGGACGCAUCAAAAGUGACAGCGAGGAUGAUGACCUUCCAAAUGUGACGUUGGACAGUGUUAAUGAAACUGGAUCCACAGCACUUUCCAUUGCAAGAGCUGUACAAGAUUCAGAUUCCCCUUUCAGUAUCGAGGGUACAAGACGUCAGCGAAGAUCGGAGUCCCCAGACUCAAAGAAACGUCGCAUUCACAGGUGUGACUUUGAGGGCUGCAAUAAAGUGUACACAAAAAGCUCUCAUUUGAAAGCACAUAGGAGGACACAUACAGGUGAAAAACCAUACAAAUGCACAUGGGAAGGCUGCACAUGGAAAUUUGCCCGUUCUGACGAGCUGACGAGGCAUUAUCGCAAGCAUACAGGGGUAAAACCCUUCAAGUGCGCAGACUGUGACCGCAGUUUCUCCCGCUCAGAUCACCUGGCACUGCAUCGUAGAAGACACAUGCUUGUUUAAAAAGAUGUUUUGAAGAACAGUGGGGAAUUCAGAGCAGGAUCUCUUCCAGACCCCAGGAUUCAGCUGGGCUGAAUUAUCAAAAUGCAUUGAUCGAGGACACCUCUAAUUGUCCAACAGAGAAAAAAAAAGUGGAGAGCACGCUAAUCUUUCUUGUUGCUGAUAGUCGAAACUCACCAUCAGUGGUUUGGUCAUUUGGGUUAUGUUAGCUUGGCCUGUUCUUAUUGUUCACAGAGUUUCAUGUGUUGGUGCAUUUUCUUUUAAAUAGUUUCUCAGAUUUUAAAUCACUUUAUCUUUACUACAAUUCUUCAACUAUUGGAUGCACCCGUAGUAACAGACUGGUAUUUAGUGCUAAAUGUAGUUCAAAUUGGAACGGAAACUAUAGCUUUUGUUUCAAUUUUUUUUAAGUUCCAAAUCUUCAGACUUAAAAAAUCUUCAAAUUGGAAGAAAAAACUGGCUAAAGACUUGGUGAUAUUUUCUUCGACCACAUAUGUAAGCCUCAAAAAUUAGUGAACGAUGGAUAAUACAGCUCUAAAAUAAUUCAAUUAGUUAUCUGCAGCAAUAUCACAGAUCAUAACGGCUUGGUUAUUAUUCUGUACAAGAAUUAAUCAAACCUCAUCCUUUAGUUGAAGAAUUAUUUGACUGUGCUGAUCUCUACCAGCUUGCGUAAAUAAUUUGCAGAUUGAUAGAGACAGUAUGGCUCCAGUAACUGGUACACCUACGCACACUAUAACUUGGUGUUAUAUUUCAUGAGCAUUCUAUCACCACGGAAUGUGCAUUUUUCACAGCAAACAUUUUGUUCCCGUUUUACGUUAAUUUUUCUUGGGGUUGUUUCGUACAAUGAUGGAGAAACAUAUUAGCUAUUCAUCACAUGCAAAUUAGCAACAUUUUGGGAGAGGCCAAAGGUUCUUUGAACUAUUAAUUCAAUAAGUAGUCCUUUAGAUUUUACUUUUAUUUUCAAUUGCCCCCAACAGACUCCCAUAAAUAUCUGAAGCCUUAUAACUUGUUAAUUGUUUCUCUAUUGGAAAAUACCAUGCACCAUUUCCAUGUCACGAAAAUGCAUAUAUUAUGUUGGCCCAAUAACAAUAACAAAGCAAAUUUAACGAUGAAGUAAAGUGUUAUAUUUACAUCUAGGAAUAAUAUUGGAUAGCAUCAUGCAACAAAAUCUAAAAUCCAGGCCUUGGCUGUGGUGAGAAUCUCUUUAUGACCAUAUUAGGAAAGUGCUUGUGUGUGAGGUUUAUCAUAUCUUUCCCAACUGUGGAAUUUGAAUCUAGCAAGGUGGCAAAUUUCCCCAUCAAAUGCUCGGCAGCACCGUCCACAAGAUCACGUGAUAUGUGACAUGAACUGUAAAGUGAAAGUAGGAAGAGGUUCAGCAGAUGUCCUGCCAAAGCGAAUAAAAUGAAAUGAACCCAUGAGUAACUAUUGUCUCAGACUACCAGUGAAGUUGUUGAUACAGUUCUACUGAAGAACAGCGAUCACUCUGACGUAUAUGGUGCAAUGCAUUACUGUGAAAAUCAGAAUUGACAGGGAAAUGUCCAACAGUCUGUUGUAAAGAAGUUAAGUUCCACUUUGCUGGAUACAGCAAAUAAUAUUCCUGAUGUUUCAUGACUACAUGAUCACUGUCUUAAUCCUAUAGUCACAUUUAAACUCUUUCACCUUACCUUUGGGGAAAUCACAAUGUUUUCUAUGUGUGUUUAUCCAUAUUUUCUUAACAGGUUCAAAAAUACUUUCUUAAAAAAUAUAUUAUAAUUACAAUAGAUGACAGUUCACUCCACUCAUCUGCUAUUAAACAGCAAUACGUCCAGGAAAAGAAAAAGGACUAAUGAACAGCUGAGCGCUGUCCAUUGUGAUAUUUGAAGCCUGCCAGUAGCAUCUUCUAACCUGAUUAAUGUGACAUUGUAUUGUAUGAAGGAGGAAAGGUAGAGACAAAGGUGUCUUUCUUCUGAUUAUGCUGAUUUCUGUUUGUCUUUUCAAUGAGACGGUGUGUUCAUACAAAUGUGAAAUUGGAAUACCAAUAGUGCAGAAUUUAUACAUAUUGCACAAACUCUCGAUAUUGUUGGAAGUAUUAUCCCCCCUCCCCUACAUGCUAGGAAGUAUUCCACAAGAAAGAAACUAGUAUCCUUCAUGGUAAACCUGACUGAAGAACUAGUACAAAAAUACAUAAUUCUAAAUAUUUUGGCUCUUUUACUCCAGUUUCUGCAGGUUACCAGUCACCCAUUUGGUGUACAUCAAUUAAAUAUUUUGUUAGUAAAAUUGUAACCCUAGAAAUCAAAUUUUCCAGUUUUGUGUACUUGAGAACGGUUUGAAUAUAAUGUUUUGGAUGGAGAGAAACGUGAUUGUGAUAAUUUCUUGGUGAUUCUGCCCAAGUUAAGAGAUGCUUCCAAAUACUUCCCAGUGGAAGUUAGGCUUGCAGGCCUGGUGUGACUUCAGUCUCACACAUGCACUGCCAUUCAACGUGUAAAAAUCCUUCUGGAACUUUGAUAGGGGUUGUGGGACCACAUUGUCCUGGAAAUAAAGUUGCUGCUAACUUCCAGUGCACUAGUGUUUCCCAGCAUAGGGCUGGGAGCCCAUUAAAGCAAGCUCCAUACUUACUUUACAUUCUUGGAAGCCCCCUCCACCCCACAAUAUUAAGUUCCUAUCCAACCUUCCUUUCACAGUGAGCCCCAACCUCCCGCCUCCCUGAACCUGAAGUUUCCGACACCUGAACUUCUCCAAGAACCAGAUCCUGGUCACUGUUCCAUCCCAGUCAUCACUUCAAACUCUCCCUAUCCCUAUCACAUGCUCCACAUGCUCAUCAGUUUCACCCCUUCAAGCACCGAAGACCACUAUCGCUCUCCACCCCAAUUCCAACAUUGGCCCACAUGUUUUAAUUCACAGAAAGGAGUAAUGCCCAUUCAGUGAAGGCCUUGAGAGCUACUGAUGAUGAGAAAUGCUUGGGCAGGUGCACUACAAUUUCUCAGUUUGUAUUUUAUUGAAUAGACAUCAGUCUUAAAUCUGAACUCAAUGAUGGAAUAGAAUCUCUGCUAUAUUUGUGAAUCUGGUGCAGCGAAAAAAACCCUCUGUCAUGUGCAUGAAAAUCCAACCUGAUGCAGCAUGCGUUUUGCACGCCAUAUCUGAAAUGUGGCUCAGUUGAAACAUUAAAACUGAAUUUCCGAAGCAAAGUUCAAUACAUUUACCUCACUUCACUGUUUAGUGUGAAUAAGAGGGGAUGGAUUUUUAUCCCAAAAGGUUAAAGUUGCACCUUAAGGUUCAAUAGAUGAAGGUCUGAUUUCUUGAAGGAUACUGUCCUUAAAAUUACCAGCUCCUUUUGAAGCCACAAAGACACACAAUGUCUUGCACUUUGAAUUAGUCUUGGUUAAUAAAAAGAUUUAUACAGGGAUGAACAUCAAAACUCUCAAAAAAAAAACAUUCUGAUAUUUUACUGAAGUUGUUGGGACAUCUAUUUUAAAUAUAAUGUAUUAUACGUGAGAGUUCAAAGUAUUUUGAGAGUCAUAGUUUUACAUAGGCUGUAAAUAGUUUGGGGUGGGAAAAUAAAUUGGGAGGUGUUUUAGUCCUGAAGUUCACCCAUUGAAUUUUGCAAAUGAAAAAUAUGAAUUAGCCAAUUUAUGGAAAUGGUGGAUUUAUCCUGCAAUAGUUUUUAAACCCCAAUGUUCUCUAAAAAAAAAUCCAAUUUUUGAAUCUUCUGAAGAAGAUAUUUUUGCUGGUCUUUGUACACUAUUUAGUUCAGGCAAUAAGUAUGUGACAUGUUUACUAACAUAUAUGUAAGUGUUGUUCUUGUAUUUAUGUACAAUGUAUGUAUUGUAAAUAUAUUCAGAGCUUUUCAUCUUACUGUAAAAUGAUGGUAUCCCCCAAACAUGUAAAGGGAGUCUCUGUUAAGAAAUUGUGUGGGAGAAUGUUCUGUUUUGCCCUUGUCUCUUCUGAAAGACUUACAUGAAGAAGUGUUUAAUUUUCCACGUUUCCCAAAACUUCCCUGUCAGUGCUUCGCGUUUCUGUAUCCAACUUUCAUAUGAGCUGAGCUGUGAAUUGAAGAAUUAUAGUAUCCAUUUUAAACAUAUGCAUUUGUAAUUACCUGAAUUAUGAAUGGAGGCAUGAAGAUUAAAUAAAGUUGCUUUUGUAUGUAACAAA